AUGGCGUUUCCAUCGACACCGGCCGGCCAAACGGAUGACCAGGAUGGUUCACCCGAAGGCCACCCGCAUGUGCAGAACAUCAAACCAUCGAUGAACCACCCACUCCUAGGACCGGAUGCUCCUCCGCCUCCUUCGCCGAAACGGUGCCCGGAAGAGAGGUCAUUCGACGGUCGUUGCCCAAACUGUGUUCGCCUCGAUUUGCCAUGCUCCUUUCGACCGGUCUCGGCCGCCUCGGCCGUCGGUCGUAACGGGGGGCUCCCCGUCGGGCACGCUGCGCAAAAGUAUCCCACCGAUGGAGAAGAAACCUCGGGGAUAUCGAGGGCUCGUGUAAACCAUCUCGGUCCAGAAAGGAAUGGUCAAGCGCAGUCCACCUCCCCACCGGUGGCUAUCCCAGGAGGCUAUCCUCCACGGACAGACCUCGUGUGGGCAGGAGCAUCUUAUUGCAAAGAAGUUGGAUGCAUUUCAAUAGGGGAAUUACUGUGUACGAGCAUCGCCGCUUCGCAAGACGAUGACCACGACCGGAAAAUUGGGUUGAUUGUCGGCGCAAUACAAGUCCAUGCCCCUCGCAUCCUGGUCGGGUUCGAAUUACCAGUUGCCGACUCCCAAGAAACCCAUACAGCUGAGGAACAAAACAAAGUCUCGUCCGUGCACCUACCACAAACACGAGACCACACCAAAUUUUGUCUCUACUUCGAGAGCGACGGACUCACCCAUGAAGUUGCGCAGAGAGAGGCUCAAGGCAAGGACCAUCCGCCGUUGGGGCUUGCACUACCUCGGGAUUCCAUGAACCGGAUGUUGUUUGCUGCUUUGAAGCGCCCAAGGAUCUCUCCAUUGAUUGGCAUGCUCAUCGAUGCUGGUGCCGAUCCAAAUGUCCUCGACUCUGAAGGAAAAUCCCCCCUGUAUUUGGCUACGUCCAAGGGCGGCGGCCGGGUGAUGGGUGAAUUAGUCGGCAAAGGCGCGUCUGCCGAUGACGGAAGCCUGCACCUUGCGACUUGCAAUCAGGACCAUAUGGCGAUGGAAAUACUUCUCAAGGCCGGCCAUCGCAUUGAUUAUCGGUCGCCUGUAGACCAAGACGCCACUGUUCUGGAAGCUUUCCUACGGUUUGACCACCAAGAAAGAAAGGUCAAAGACUUCAUUCCUACCUUGAAACUUCUCCUCAAGGACGUCGAUCUAGGCACCGCAAUUUGGCAGGCUCGACCCAAUUUGGCAGGAAUCGCUCUGGAAAGUAGGCGGCCUUUUGAACUUGUGUCUGCCCUUCUCGAACUUCGACCGAAAUCUGGAGUGAAGACUACCCUGCUUCGCCGUGGCCGUUUCCGGUACUCCUUACUUAGUGCUGUGGAGCAAUGGGACGCCGAUGUUAAACUCGGCGACGGUGAACGCCGACAACUUAAGGCUCGACUCGUCGAACUAGGCUGUCGGAAGAUAUUCUACGCAAGAGAAGGCGAGCAACCAAGCGAUGCUAUCGGCUUACCAGCUCGCCUGCUUGACCCCGCGAGUAGGGACCGCCGUCGGGCCUGGAAGGACAAGGACUGCUCCGUGUGCGGUGACAAACCAACCACUCCAGGUGAUGUGCAUGCUCACCUCUCCGCUUCUUGUGUGGCAAAGCACCGUUGGAAGGACGCGAUCAUUUGCACCGAUUGCCUCAGGCAAUGCCUCGAAUCCAAAAUGUUCCCCAGAGGUGAUGAAAAAUUUCCAUCGCCGCAAGUCACCUGUUGGGCACCCAACUGUGGAGAGACUUUGAGCCAUUCAACCGUACAAAAAUAUGCAGAGGCCGAAAGAUUCGCCACUUACGACGACGCCCUGUGCCAGCGACAACUGCGCGCCGGACAGAACAUCGCCGAAUGCGCAGCGGAAGGUUGUCGAGGCGCGGUAUGGCUUGACCCGGCGGCCGACAAGAACAUAACGGUCUUCUCCUGCCCCGUAUGCAGACAUCGAACUUGUACACAAUGCAAUCAACCAUACCGGAAGCACGCGAAAAAAUCCUGUCCGGCAAGUGAAGCAGCCCAAGCAGAUACGCAACGGAGAGAAGAGGAGAAGCUCACCGAGGCUUUUAUGACGAAGGAGAGGAGGUGUCCGAAGUGCAACAUACCGUAUCACAGGACAGAGGGAUGUGACCACAUCACUUGUGGAAAGGACACCCACUCGACUGCAAAAACGU
Molecule: messenger RNA, 2158 nt
Organism: Exophiala aquamarina CBS 119918
Lineage: Eukaryota; Fungi; Ascomycota; Eurotiomycetes; Chaetothyriales; Herpotrichiellaceae
Exons: 2
Biological process (GO): ubiquitin-dependent protein catabolic process; protein polyubiquitination; positive regulation of proteasomal ubiquitin-dependent protein catabolic process
Cellular component (GO): ubiquitin ligase complex; cytoplasm
Molecular function (GO): ubiquitin protein ligase activity; ubiquitin conjugating enzyme binding; zinc ion binding
Source: RefSeq, a predicted model, not a curated record